AUGUUGCGCAACGGGGUGUCCUCGCGCUUCGUUCUCGCCACCACCGCCGCCGCCCUGCUGGUGCUGCUCCUCUGCGGUCGCCACCUCAGCACAUUCUACGGGCCGGCCAUCCAGCGGCAGGGACACGAUGAGAGCUCGACGCUGAUUUCCCUAUUGCGUAUGCGUCUCCGUCUCGGUCCGGCCCGGACGAGCAGGACCAUGUCCCCAGCCGGCUCCGACUGGUCGAAGCCAUUGGACAUGCCGAAAAUCGUUGGCCUCGUCUUCUUCGGCCGCCGCCAAACCGUCUCCAUCCUGGAUUGCUAUCUUAAGCGCAACUUGGCCAAGAAUGGCGGCUUGCUCGAUAGCGUUAUUUGGCUCAAACGCACUACCGACCCGACUGAUCUUGCCUUGCUCGACAAGAUACUCGAGAGCGAAGCCGACUACGCCGCCCAAGACGUCGACCUGGACAACGGCGGCUACGGAAGCGCGUACGCAAACGUCGAGGACGAUAUCAUGUAUAUCAAGAUUGACGACGACAUUAUUUUUAUUGAGGAUGCAGCAAUUAGUUCUAUCGUCCAAACCAAGCUCGCCUACCCCGAUCACUUUCUCGUCUCGGCCAAUGUUAUUAACCAUCCCCUCCUCAGCUGGGUUCAUGCUAACCUUGGUGCCGUGAAGCCGUACCUACCGGAGUUGGACCGGGAGUACCUGGCGGGCGAGGAUGGCAGCAGUAUCGACUGGCGCCCCUCCCGUCUGCCAGCCUGGAAUGGGACCUUUGGGCCCGAGGUUGCAACGAGCUGGAAUUCGGCCCACCAGAGGAAGCACCGUUGGCUCCCAGUAACGACAGCGAGCGGCCAUGCCGACGAGCUGCUCGACAAGACGCCCAUUGCCCAGAAUCAGUACGACCCCUUCGGACGUGGUAUGUCCAUGUGGCAAAUGGGCGCACAGCAACACUAUAGCCUGCAGGAGAAUCUUGAGAAGAACGAGCUAUGGCGGUACAAAUUCCAGGUAUGGGAUUUUCAGUACCAGCGGGCAAGUAUACAGUUUAUUGCGAUAAUGGGCCGAGAUAUUAAUGCAGUAAAACCUAUUACCUGGGACGAUGAAGGCUACUUUACUGUAGAUAUGACCAAGAAGCUCGGACGACACGCUGUCGCCGACGGCAGGGGCGUUGUCGCCCACUACAGCUACGCGAACCAAGUGGCCGAGGCCGACAACGGAGGCAUGAAAACGACGGAUGUUUUGGAUAGGUAUCGCUCCUACGCAAGGGAAAACAUUUGCAUGGGCCCGAUGCUGUGGACACACGAGAUGGAGAAGUAG
Drechmeria coniospora is the source of this 1293-nucleotide messenger RNA. RefSeq lists its product as uncharacterized. Lineage: Eukaryota; Fungi; Ascomycota; Sordariomycetes; Hypocreales; Ophiocordycipitaceae. The coding region runs from base 1 to 1293 and encodes 430 amino acids. The record is from RefSeq and is a predicted model, not a curated record. The transcript has 4 exons.